This is a messenger RNA of Lobosporangium transversale, 1876 nucleotides long. RefSeq lists its product as hypothetical. The record is from RefSeq and is a predicted model, not a curated record. The transcript has a single exon. NCBI's taxonomy places the organism in Eukaryota, Fungi, Mortierellomycota, Mortierellomycetes, Mortierellales, Mortierellaceae. Bases 291 to 1754 code for a protein of 487 amino acids.
UCACUAUUUUUUUUUUUUUUUUUUCUCUUUCUCUUUCUCAUUCUCAUUCUCAUUCUCUCUUCCCCUCUCUCUAUUCCUAUCCAAGUCAUUCAGUUCAUUACUCUACUCUACCUUAAGGCCAUCUCAUUUUUAUCAACGAGAAUAAUAAUAAUAGGAACAAUAAGACCAAUAAAAGGUCAAAAGUAGGCGCCAAAUAAAGGUUGUGCCGGCCCAACCCAAGCAACAGCGUCCAUUCUUUGACGCGUCGUUAAAUCUCUAUAUUUGCUACGCAGUCCUUGACUCUCACACUGAUGGAUAACAAGCAGUCGGGAAUGGUGACUCCACCUAUUGUCUCACCCCGCCCUAUCCAAAACCAAAAGCCUCUGACUGCAGAUGAGAGUUGGAAAAUCGUCGGUAGUCCACCCAGACGACCAUUACUGUCUCCUCCAGAGGAAAGGGAGCGCAACCGGGGUCUGCAAGAUAGCGACCUUACGACGGUUGAAGGAAACAGCACGAGAACAAUAGCUACUGUAACUUCUACAGUCAAUAAUGACAUUACUGAAUUUGCAGACUCGACUGCUUCAUCAGUUUCUACAGGUAUUGGCAACGAGUCGUCCCCAGUCUCGUCUGCUCUAUCAAGCUUCUCUCCAGGCGGCUCAACACGGCAUAGUCUAACAUCUCGUCACAAUUUGGCUGACCAGAACCAAAAUACAGGACCGUUGUCGUCAUUAAUGGCGCCAAGCACCAGUCAUAUCGAUAGGUUUAUUGCAGGAAAUGGACUAUCGCCUUUUGAUGAAGACUCACCUGCCAAAGAAUCCGAACAGCAGCCUCUGCACUUCAAAAGCUUUAGCACCGGAACGCCUUCUAAUGUACAUCUCGAUGCAGCAACUUCUCUUUUGGACAAUGAUGACGUCGGAUUAAGUCAAUCGCUCACUGGACUUGGACGUGAAGCUACAGUGACUAGUACUGGCCUAAAACAGGGCAGUAUCGGGUUAGAAUCAUCUUUGAGUCGGAGGCCAUAUUUCUGGAAUCCAAUAAAAAACGUAAACAGCCAGACAUCUACUAAGGCCAGCAGCAGUGGUCGUCUCGACGCUAUAGGGCCCAAUAGUGGUAGGACGGCUCGGAGCUUGUCUUUUUCUGAUACUAGCUUUUCGACUACAUUUGGACUUUCUUCAAAUAACCUUACACUGGAUCAGGAAGAUGAGGAUGUAUUGAGAUACAGACCACCCUUGCCCACCAUGGAAGAGGAGACAGAGGAGCCUCUUGAACCACGCAUCAGCCGAACUAGGAGUUUUUCCACAUCUGCGACUCUAGGUUCGAAUGCUUUCCCUACACUUUCAAAUCCAAUGUUUUCUGGUCGAAGCACACAAAAUGCAUUUGAUCUGAGUGAUGGAUCAUUUGCAACGGCAGGAUUGACGAGAGAUGAUGAUAAACCGCCCUUGCAUCGUAAGCUCUCUGGAGGAUUGUCUGCUUGGCCUAACUCCACAGUUUCGGGUUCUCCCCCGACGAGCCAUCGACGUGCCAUGACCUCAGCCUCAAGUUACAACACACAAAUCUGGGAAUCUUCUUGUCCUUUUCAACCAUUAACUUCGCCAGUCAGGAGAGAGCAUCACAUGGAGCGGCAACCCAUACCCCGACGCUUUUCACUUGCACCCUCUUCUGAUUUUCAAACGUAUGAUAGCUUUUUGGAUGGCAUGAAUGCUGGGAACUCUUCAAACAUAGGAAGCUACAAUCGGUAUGCGAAUAAGUGCGAUAAGAGAAGUUGUGUUGUCUGAAGAUUUCUCCACCAUUACUUGAAAUCCAUCAUUUCCGGGGAUAUAUCGUUAGAAUGUGCCCUCUAUUUAGAUUUUGAACUCUGACGACUUUUAGGCUUUUAUUCCCUAAUUCUCUUUACCCU